Molecule: messenger RNA, 313 nt
Organism: Dentiscutata erythropus
Lineage: Eukaryota; Fungi; Glomeromycota; Glomeromycetes; Diversisporales; Gigasporaceae
Source: the annotation of a GenBank genome assembly
GUUCAAUACCAAAUAGUCAUCAAAAAAUUGAGCCAGAGCUAAUGCACCAUAUAUUUCAAGAAAUUACAUUAGAAGAACAUGCUUAUUGUACAAAUAAUACUAAAGGUUUUGAUUUACUUCCAAAUGAAAAAACAGUUAGAAGUUUAGCAUUAAUAGAUCAAUUUGAAGCUGAAGAACUAAAUCAUUUUUUUCAAAUUUCUCAAAAUAUUGAGUCCCAUUCAGUUAGUGGUACAGAAGAUUUUCCUGGUAAUUUUAUGAACCCAACAAAGCUUCAAACACCAAUUACUAAAGAGUUAUUAAAUUGUUUGAUUGA